Molecule: messenger RNA, 7535 nt
Organism: Ochotona princeps (American pika)
Lineage: Eukaryota; Metazoa; Chordata; Mammalia; Lagomorpha; Ochotonidae
Gene: IQSEC1
Product: IQ motif and Sec7 domain ArfGEF 1
Exons: 16
Coding region: 74-3748 (1224 amino acids)
Biological process (GO): actin cytoskeleton organization; regulation of ARF protein signal transduction
Molecular function (GO): guanyl-nucleotide exchange factor activity; protein binding
Source: RefSeq, a predicted model, not a curated record
CAUGGCCGCGUCGCUGCCACUGCCGCGCCGCCCGCUAGCCGCCUGAGGCGCGGCCGGUCACCGGGCGGGGGCCAUGGCCAGCGCCGCUGAGCCCCCCGGCAAGGCGGCCGAGUACCUGCAGGAGCUGACCAGGAUCGUCGCGGCGCAGCAGGAGCUGCUGGCGCGCCGGCGGCGGCGCAUCGAGGAGCUGGAGCGCCAAGUGGCGCGGCUGAGCCGCGAGAACGCCGGCCUGCUGGAGCGGCACCGCCGGCACCUGGCCGCGUGCGCCCGCCGCUCCGACCCCGGCUCCGGCUCCGGCUCCUGCUCGCAGCCGCUCGGCGCCAUUCCCGAGCUCAGCGGCCGCCACGACAAGUGUGAAGGAGAAGGCUCACGAAGCAUCAGGAGCUCCCUAGAGACCGGAAGCAGCCUCUCCACAGAGUGUUACAGUGUCGAGGGCGAGGCCCCCAGCAGCGAGACUGGCACAUCCCUGGACAGCCCCUCGGCCUACCACCAGGGCCCUCUAGUGCCCGGCUCCAGCCUGAGCCCAGAUCACUACGAACACACAUCUGUGGGAGCCUAUGGGCUGUACUCGGGGCCGCCGGGGCAGCAGCAGCGCACAAGGAGGCCCAAGCUGCAGCACUCGACCUCCAUCCUGCGGAAGCAGGCCGAGGAGGAGGCCAUCAAGCGCUCACGGUCACUCUCUGAGAGCUAUGAACUCUCCUCAGACUUGCAGGAUAAGCAGGUGGAGAUGCUAGAACGCAAGUAUGGGGGGCGCCUCGUGACCCGCCAUGCGGCCCGCACCAUCCAGACGGCGUUCCGCCAGUACCAGAUGAACAAGAACUUUGAGCGGCUGCGCAGCUCCAUGUCCGAGAACCGCAUGUCGCGCCGGAUCGUGCUGUCCAACAUGAGGAUGCAGUUCUCCUUCGAGGGGCCUGAGAAAGUGCACAGUUCCUACUUCGAGGGCAAGCAGGUCUCGGUGACCAACGAUGGCACCCAGCUGGCAGCCCUGGUGCCCCCUGAGUGUGGCGACCUUGGUGAGUCGUCUGCACUCAAGUCCCCAGCCCCUUCCAGUGACUUUGCAGAUGCCAUCACAGAGCUGGAGGACGCCUUUUCCCGGCAGGUGAAGUCCCUGGCCGAGUCCAUUGAUGACGCCCUCAACUGCCGCAGCCUACACACUGAGGAGGCGCCCGUGCCUGAUGUGGCGCGGGCCCGGGACAGUGAGCCUAAGCCGGCCCUGCACAGCAUGGACCACCACAAACUGGAUGAGAUGACAGCUUCCUACAGUGAUGUGACCUUGUACAUCGAUGAGGAGGAGCUGUCACCACCUCUGCCCAUCUCACAGGUCGGGGACCGACCGUCUAGCACUGAGUCUGACCUGCGGCUGCGGGCUGGGGGUGUGGCCCAGGACUACUGGGCCCUGGCCCAUAAGGAUGACAAGGUGGACACAGACACAAGCUGCCGGAGCACGCCCUCAUUGGAGCGGCAGGAGCAGCGGCUGCGGGUAGAACACCUGCCUUUGCUCACCAUUGAGCCACCCAGUGACAGCUCUGUGGACCUCAGUGACCGCUCAGAACGCGGCUCGCUCAAGAGGCAGAGCGUCUAUGAACGCAGCCUCGUUGGACAGCAAGGCAGCCCCAAGCACGGCCCCCACGGUGGUCCUCCUAAAGUCCUUCCACGGGAGGAGCCCGAUCUGCGGCCCCGGCCCCCCAGACCCCUAGACAGCCACCUAGCCAUUAAUGGUUCUGCCAACCGGCAGAGCAAGUCUGAGUCAGACUAUUCAGACGGGGACAAUGACAGCAUCAACAGCACAUCCAAUUCCAAUGACACCAUCAACUGCAGCUCUGAGUCCUCCUCUCGGGACAGCCUGCGGGAGCAGACCCUCAGCAAGCAGACAUACCACAAGGAGACCCGCAACAGCUGGGACUCGCCUGCCUUCAGUAACGAUGUCAUCCGCAAGAGGCACUACCGCAUCGGCCUGAACCUCUUUAACAAGAAGCCUGAGAAGGGAGUCCAGUACCUCAUCGAGCGUGGCUUCGUACCUGACACGCCAGUGGGAGUGGCCCAUUUCCUGCUGCAGCGCAAGGGCCUCAGCCGGCAGAUGAUCGGCGAGUUCCUGGGCAACCGGCAGAAGCAGUUCAACCGCGAUGUGCUUGACUGUGUGGUGGACGAAAUGGACUUCUCUGCCAUGGAGCUGGAUGAGGCCCUCCGGAAGUUCCAGGCGCACAUCCGUGUCCAGGGGGAGGCUCAGAAAGUGGAGCGGCUCAUUGAGGCCUUCAGCCAGCGGUACUGCAUUUGCAACCCUGGUGUGGUGAGGCAGUUCCGGAACCCAGACACCAUUUUCAUCUUGGCCUUCGCCAUCAUCCUGCUCAACACAGACAUGUACAGCCCCAACGUCAAGCCGGAGCGGAAGAUGAAGCUGGAGGACUUCGUCAAGAACCUCCGAGGCGUGGACGAUGGUGAGGACAUUCCCCGGGAGAUGCUGAUUGGAAUCUACGAACGGAUCCGCAAGCGGGAACUGAAGACCAAUGAGGACCACGUGUCCCAGGUGCAGAAGGUGGAGAAGCUCAUUGUGGGGAAGAAGCCGAUUGGAUCCCUGCAUCAUGGGCUAGGUUGUGUGCUUUCUCUGCCCCACCGUCGACUGGUCUGCUACUGCCGGCUCUUCGAGGUCCCGGAUCCAAAUAAGCCACAGAAACUUGGGCUGCACCAGCGAGAGAUCUUCCUGUUUAAUGACCUCUUGGUGGUCACCAAGAUCUUCCAGAAGAAGAAGAACUCGGUGACGUACAGCUUCCGGCAGUCCUUCUCCCUGUAUGGCAUGCAGGUUCUGCUCUUCGAAAACCAGUACUACCCCAAUGGCAUCCGGCUCACGUCGGCUGUCCCUGGAGCCGACAUCAAAGUGUUGAUAAACUUCAACGCUCCCAAUCCUCAAGACAGGAAGAAAUUUACCGAUGACCUGCGGGAGUCCAUUGCAGAAGUACAGGAGAUGGAGAAGCACAGGAUAGAGUCGGAGCUUGAGAAGCAGAAGGGCGUCGUACGGCCCAGCAUAUCCCAGUGCUCCAGCCUCAAAAAGGAGUCCGGCAACGGGACACUGAGCCGGGCCUGCCUGGAUGACAGCUACGCAAGUGGGGAAGGCCUCAAACGCAGCGCCCUCAGCAGCUCUCUGAGGGACCUCUCCGAAGCGGGGAAGCGAGGGCGUCGCAGCAGUGCGGGAUCGCUAGAGAGCAAUGUGGAAGGCUCCAUCAUUAGCAGUCCUCACAUGCGCCGGAGAGCUACAUCAACACGAGAGUGUCCAUCUCGCCCACACCAGCCUAUGCCUCAUUCAUCCUCCCUCCUGGGCUCCUUAUUUGGGAGUAAGAGAGGGAAGCCCCCUCCCCAGGCCCACCCACCUUCAGCCCCACCCCCGCCGCCCCCCCACCCGCCAAUCCUGCCCCACCCUCCGCACUCUUCGGCUGGCCAUCACCCAGGGCCCACAGAGGGCCCACCUCAGGCCCAGGUGCAUGGGCAUCAUACCCAGUACUGCCACAUGCAGCAGAAUCCACCUCCCUACCACCACCACCACCACUACCACCCUCCCCAGCACAUCCAACACACCCACCAGUACCAUCAUGGCCCCCAUAGCGGAUAUCCACCCUACGGGGCUCAUGCUCAUAGCCACCCACCGCUGCCCUCAGCCCAUGUGGGGCACACUGGCCACCACCACGGGCAGCCCCCUGCCCCACCACCCCCCACCAGCAGCAAGGCCAAACCCAGCGGCAUCAGCACAAUUGUGUAGAUAGCCUGGGCAGGGGACCCAGACUCCCCCAAACAGCCGCACACUAUACAGGGGCAUGUCUGGAGGUUGUGAGCCUCAGAACAAACACAGGGCACUUUUGUUUCCAUCUCUUCCCUCUGCCCCUGCCAGCUGGAAUGGGACCCUGGGGUCCCCCAGGGCUCCUGUUUCAUGGAAUAGAGAUCCUGACUUAAUUUAGCAUCGGCACCCUGGGGUCCGUUCACCUCAGUGUGAGGGUACACCUGAGACAUAGCCGUCAGCCUUGAAACGGUGCCACCAGCCAAAUAGGUGUUGACCUGGCUCCCAGCCCACCCAGCUCAGCUCUCUGUCCUGCCCCCCCCAAUUGUACACAUAUAUGAAAACCCAACCUAGGAAAAGAAGAAACAAGAUUAAAAAAAAACCAAAAACAACAAAAAAACAAAAUCCCCAAAACUUGCUGCAUUGAUGCUCUUUUAUUGACAAUGGGCAAAACAUUAAGUAGACCUGAUAUGGUUGAUGCGACUACGUAAGUGAACUUUAUAUAAUAUAAAUAUAUAAAUACAUAUAAAUAUAUAUAAAUAUAUAAAUAUAUAUAGACACACACUGUAUAGGUAGUGUUUGUGUGUGAAAGGCAAGCGUUUCAGUCCACAAAGUUAGCAAUAGAGACCUCACCAGGAACUCCACUUACCUGAUAGAAAGACAGUACCUUAGGUGAAUGUGUGAGAGUAGACCAAAAACUUAAAUGCUAGGAACAAAUUCAGAUACUUCCAUAUUUUCAUACAGAGAAGAGAAGUCCCUCUAGGACUGGCUGAAAUCUUUACACAAUCAUUAUUACUAACUGUGCCAAGUAACAUAGCAUCUAACUGUUUAAAAAGUCUGAUAUUGCUUUGUAUAAAUCCUUAUUUUAUUAACAGAAUACUAUCAUAAGUAGUCAGUAUUAUAACUGCUCUGUUAUUUCAGGUAAGCAAGUAGAUAAAAUGCAGUUAACUCUACAGUAGCAACUCAGGACAACUAGUUAAGAGCCGGUUGUCUUAGGAUAUUGGUUCCGCAGACUCUUAGACACUUUAAUGGCUGCAAUAACUGUGAAUUUCCAUGAUCCAUAUUUCCUUUAUAUGCAUAUGAUUUAAUGCACACUCAUUCAGAGUCCUCUGAGAGGGGCACCCAUACACACCAGAAGGAUUCAUCUCCCACAUGAAAGUGACCAACCCUCAUCCUCGUCCCCCCAGCACCAUAACUUACUCAUGCCACCUCCAAGCACAGCAGGCACAAGCCCUGGAGAGUGCUUCCACCAGGAUCCACUCUGGAACCUGAAGGCUGAUGCUAGUGUGUAGCAGCCCAGGGUGGUGUGUGUGUUCCCCAUGUUGUUUUCUGAGUGGUAGCCGUGAUCAUUGUAAUUCCAUGUAGCCAUGUGCUAGCAGAACCCUCGUUGUCAUCACCGUGGCCACCCACGUGACCCCGGCCGCCAAGAGCCCGGCCCUUGCCAGGCGAAGCCCCCGCUGCCUGCUCAUGGUCCGGUGAGCUGCCAGGGCAUCACAUGACUCUCAGCUGUGCUCUUGUCGCUUCUGUGUUGUGGUGACACCGUGCGCUCCCCUGGGGCCAGAUGCUGCACAUGUUCGGGUCUGUGCCUGAGUCACCCAUGGGCCAUGCUUUAUAGUUUCAGCCUUUUGAGCCUCUGCAGCCACCAGUGCUGUGCUCCUAAGCGUGGGACCUGAGGACUGCCCCACGGCCCCUGCACGGGUGGAGAGCCCUUUCAGAAAGGGUGAAGCUACCGCCUGAUCCCGUGGGGCCCCAGGGCUCCAUGUUCAGUGGACAGCAAGAAGGGAGAGAGGAGAGUCUGCCCUGGCUCUGUCACCCUGGCUGGCCCACUGGGGUCUUCAGUGAGCCCCCUCGUCGCAUCCAACAACCCCCCACCAUCACAUCCUUGCCAUCACUGGACCAGCAAAAUCUGCAACUUGAGCACUUCGUCCAUCUCUACAGAAAGCGAGUGUGGCAACCUGGAGUUCUGCCUCUUCAACAACAAGUCUGACUUGAACUUGCCCUCCUGUCCUCCCGUCUGUGUGAUGUUUCUUGGCAUCUGUUCAGAAGCAGGAAGGACAAGCACUGCUGUGUGUGAGUCGAUCCAGGCGGGCUGGGUUCAUUGACUCCAUUCUCUGGUUCAGUUCUUAAAGGUCAGACUCCCCUGGCACUGUGUGUCUUGCGGGGUAAAGGGCCUUCUGGCAAGCAAGAGUUGAAUCAUGCUGCAUGCCAUCUGCAUUGGUUACAUGAAGUGGCCCUCUGCGUAUUGUUGAUUUGCAAAAGAUAACAGCAUCACUGCAGGCAGACCGCUGAAGGAGAGCAGUGCCCUACUUGAACAUGUCCACUUUUCCUCACCCUCUUCUGUGACAAGGGUCAAGUCUAACUGCAAACUCAAGGUUGUUCCAGAAAAGAGGGGCUGCUGGGUAACAUCCAUAAGGGCGUCGCCAAGGAAAGCAAAACAAUACCAAGAACAACCUGUAGUUCUCGGGAGGGACUCUCUCCAGGGAUGCCGUUCAGGACUCCCAGCCCUGACCCUGUCCUGCAUAUGUCCUUAGCCUGUGCUGGAGGCAUCAGGGUCCACCGAGUGACAGGGCUGUCUCCACACAUGGAGCUCUUGCCAGGUUUCUAACUUGAUGUGCUGGAGUCCAGUGGUUGACACUUCCUGGUUCCUGGGGGUUGCUUUACAGACUGAAUCAGGGCAAGUGUUUCCCGGGGUGGGGGAGCAUUGUCGAUUGCACGAGUCAGGAAUCACACUGCCCAGAUCUUGCUUGGGAAGCACAAGCUUCUAACAGGCUCGUGACCCCAUGCUGUGUUCAUGGGGCUGUGUCUGUAGAUGCCCACCUGUCACUGAGCCAUAGCUUCAGCGCCCGGGAGGGGAGGCAGAGGAGGUGGGGUAUCCCAGGUGUCUUGUGUCAGCCUUCCUCACUGUCAGGACACCUGGGGAUCUCCCUCAGGUCACACAAGCUACCCCCGUUACCUGGAGAGCUGCUGACAGGAAUGGAGGCCCUUUGGGGAGGCAGCUGGUAAUAUCACACAAAUCUUCCUGGGACAACAAGGAAAUCAUGUAUUUGUAUUUUUUUAAGUGUAUGAAUGAAUUGUACUUUAAUGUCAAAAUAAAGUUCAUCCUAAUAUGAUAUGCACACCGUGCUUUAAAAUGUCUUCAGUCAUCCAGUGGAGAGUGAGGUUUCCAUCACACUGCAUGCAGCAGAGGCCUCUUACUUUUUCUUGAAAAUAAGCUGAAAAGAUGCCCCCUAGGUGUUACCUCGGCCUUCCACAGGGGGCUCUGUCCACAUAGCUACGCAUGCAUCUUAAUGAAUUCCUAGUGAAACGUCAUUGCCCUGCCUGCCUGGAAAAUGAGUGAUUCUGUGAGUAUGAUCAGUAACAGCAACAAGAAUCAUGGCAACAUGACAAAGCUGGUCUAAGUGAGGUGGGAUGGUGACUUGGGGCAGGUGUAUGGGGUUGGGAGGAGGUGGGUUUUCUCUAGCUGGACAUAGCAAGCACAGUUCUGUAACUUCUACCCACUGUCCCACUGACCUUGUGCCAGUGUGUGUCUCCUUUUGGGAACUGCCAAUCACCUCCCAGGUGCUUUAGACAAUUAGAAUCAGAUAUGGAACAUGAUUGUCCAAAGACUCGGACCCCUCACUCACCAGAAGCCCACAGCCACUGUGUAAGUGUGGGGAGGCAAGGAGGGCUUUUGUUUUUCUCUGCGUUCUGUUUGUGAGUAAUGAGACUCUACUGUUGUAAAACCAUGACUGUGAUCAUGUGGAGCAAUCAAAUAAACCCUUUGAAACUCUCA